ACACAGCAUAUUACAGGUUUUUGGAAAUUUUGGUUGAAAUAAAAAGUGCCCUGCCCUUCAAAUAUAACAUUUUUGGAUUGGUUAGUUAUAUCUUACAUGUUGUCGAGAUUGAACAAAUACAGGAAACCUAUUUUGACUCUAUAUAAAAAUUGUCAGCAUUCUUAUGUGGAACGAAAUUUCAACAAUAAGGGAGCGUGCCUCGUAUGGUGGACUUUUUUUUUAAACUUAUUUUUAAAAACGAACACACACAUAUAAGGAUCUCAGUGAAACUUCAUGUUUCUUUGAAGAGAUCUAAUUUUACUUAACUCUAAGGCGUACAUCUUUCAAGGAUAUUAUGGCUAGCAUCUUACAAAUGCUAAAACCAUCAGACCUUAGAAAGAGUACUAUAUGUUCCGUGAUCGGGAUUUGAUCUCAUGGACUCUGGCUUAGAAGACUGGAACGCUAUCCUCUAGGCCAUGACCGGACUUGACAAACCGCUGGAGCUCACAUAGGGUAACGGACUUAUUUUGGACCGGGUACAUAUUUUGGACCACCUUCUAGCUUUUUCCAAUAUUUCCCUCAUAAAACAUUUUAAUCAUGAUUUUUUUUAACAAAUAUAGUUGAAGCUACUUCUUAUGAUUCUAAUCGUGUCUAACAUUCAAUUUAAAUAAGAUGAUAAGGGAGAGAAAAUUGAAAAUAAAGUUUUGAUUUUUCACAGUUGAGCCGAACCAAGCCUAUUUUGGGAGGACGUGCCAUUAUUGAAGUCAACUUUGAAGAAGUUUUCUGCCUAGCUGUGAUGAAUUUAACAAUAACAAACAUGUUCAAAGCUAUUAAAAAACACUUGAAAACUAGUUUGCAAGCUUGAAGAACCAAAAAAAAAAAAAAAUGUUUUGAUACCAAAUUUACCCAUGUCGAAAAUAGGUCCUACUAAAUUCCUUAGGGUCUUAUUUUGGACCACUCAACAUAAUCUGGGUAUUAUACUUGCUGUUAAAUGUUCAUGAAUGUAAUAAGACGUUGAACAACGAUGUGAAAAGAAUUUUGAACACUUUUUCAAACGCUUACUAAAAAUAAAAUUUGGCAUUAUUUUUUACAAUUAACUUGCCCAAACCCGCCUUUAUACGGGGUUUAUUUCAAUCGGCAUAAAACCAAGCCAAUGAUUUUUCUUUAACUUACUUUUCGAACUUGAAACCUUGUUGAUCUAACAAUCCACAUUAAUCGCAACUAUUCGAUAAGCAUUUGUCAAAAGCAACAGCUUAGAGAAGCUUAAAAAUAUGAAAAAAGUGAACAUGCACGAAUUUUUAAUUAAGUCAUUAUUUUUAAUGCUUCAUAAUAAAUGAUUGACAGUUCAGUCUAAAGGUUACAACCAUUUGAUUACAACCGAUGAUUUACGAGAAGAAAAAUAUACUUGGUUAGAUAGAAAGACGAAAUAUAAACCCCGUCUAAAAGAGGGGGAAAACCGAGGAAAAACCAACAAUAAAUCGGCAAAUAUGUUACGAGUUUAAUUUUUGAUACAGUUUCAACAAACAAGCGUACCUCAAUAGAGGCUGGGGAAAAGUUGAAAAAAGUUAGUUCAGGAACAAAUUAACGUGAACGAAUCAAACUUGUCUACAAGAAUGACAAAGGAAAAGAAUUCCUGCAUUAUUCGCAUAAUUGCGCAUCAACCGCUGUUGUAAAUAUAGCAAAAUUUAGAUUUAGUUUAAGGGUGGUCCAAAAUAGAUCCAAAGGGUGGUCCAAAAUAGAGACCCAGUGGUCCAAAAUAUCGACCAGAGUAAUGAUCGAAAAUAUGAGUUUUAGGCUUAAAUCUCGUUAUAUUGUAACAAAUGACGAUACGUUCCGAUAGAAAAAGUCUCGAUCUUUGUAAUGAACGGAUAAAGCAGCCAAAAAUUGUAACAUGUACUUUUUUAAUUCAGAAAAUAGCAUAGCCACUUCCCAAAGCGGUCCAAAAUUGGUCCGUUACCCUAAUUGGUUCAAGGUAAAAUUUUUCCAAAACAAAAGGUGUGAUUGGCCAUUAUUAAUAUACCAUUCCAUUUGAGUAAAAAAAAAUUAUUCUGUUCAGUUGAUUUUAAAUUAUCGUUAUUUUAAUUUGUAUUCGAACUUAUUGAACACCCCGUAUACAUGUGUAUACAUAUCAUUACGAGUUCAAUGAUUUCAGGUGGAUAUGAAUAGUCAACAAAGCUAAGCUCCCGACAGUGCGAAAAAAGGGUAAUUUGCAAGCAUGUUUUGAACCGCUUAAAACACUAAUAUGUAUAAUGAAAGAAUAUCACUAAUUCCAAUGGUAAAUAUUAUAACACAAGUCCUAAUCUGCACGAAGACUGAGAUGAAAAAAGCAAUACCUCCAUAGCUAUUGCGAUUCUUUCUCAUGGUGUCCGUCUUACCCGACUAUCCCCUUUCAAAAAAAUUUGACAACAAGCUUGCGAAUUUGUGAGUAGAGUAUUUAAAGUAAAGUAGUAUUUAAAAGUUCAACGAUUUGUUUCUGAAUUCGAGAGUGUGUGUUAAAGUAUAUUUUUUGAGAAACACUGCAACAGUCGUAACAGCGCAUCCUUCGAAUACGCAUCGAAUGAACUCUUCACCAUUCAAUUUUGUGCCGUUUGUUGAUGUUCAUCCUGGGUUGGUUUGAAGGAAAAAGGGGAAAAUUGAGAGUCGCCGAAAAAAGAGAGAAGAGCAUUCAAAUCUCUUCUCUGUUACGGUUCCUUCAUUCUUGAAUCAAAACCUUCUACUCUACGAUACGAAGGAAACCGCUAUCGAAGAGCGAAGUUUGCUAUGCUGUGUGUAGGAGAGGCGGAGGAUUGAUUGAAGCAAUGAUUCAAGAAUUCUCUCGCGAGAGAGUUUUUGGGUCCUACGUUAUUUCUAGUUCUGGUUUCUGGUGGCAGGACGACAGGUCCGUCCCGAUUCUCGAUAGGACCAUUCAAGCCAGCAAGCAAGCAGCAGCUCGAAUCGUCCGUGUGUGCUGCUAUUCCAUUCACUUGAUCGCCCAACGUCGAGGCGUACGUACGUACCGAUUCCGAAGAAAGUGCUUCGCUUCCUAUUAGAAGGACCAUACACGCGAUUUGUGAGAACCACAACCGGCGCUUGCAUAGUUACCUAUACCUAGUGUGUGAGUUACAGUGCAGAACAUUUGCGUUGAUUUGUUUCUUUUUUUCCUUUCGUUGCUUCGAUUGCGGUUGAAUAUUCCGGUGUAACGUGUUCGAAUCCGAUUCGAUUUCGAUCGAGGGUGGGUGGUGCCUUUCGGUUCGCCGAUCAUCAAUCAACAAUGCCCGAAAAAAAAAACGGAAGCACGUAACAGCGCCAGCUCAGCCUGUUCAGCUACAUAACAUCGGAUCGAAAUCCAUGUGACGGUACCGAUUUGCCGGUGCGACUGAUAAUAAGUGGGGAAGGUCCUGAAACCCCUAAACUCGAAUCAAACGAUAGCAGCAGCAACCCAAUUAGAGUGGUGUAAUCUAACGUGUGGUGUUUGUGUGUAUGUUCGGAGAUUGUGGGUUCCCGAAGACAAAAGCUUCCGUCCGUCCGUGUGUGUUUCGUCUUUCGCUAUUUUGUGAAUGGCGAGUGAGCAACUGAAGCGAGGAUUCGAUUAAUGAAAAGGAUCUAACGGACGAACGAACGAGUAAUUUAGUUCCUGCAGCCGCAGUCAGGUGUGUUUCAUUCCGUGUCCUGACUGACUGACUGGAAUUUCCUCUUCCAUUCACGGAAGUUACUCGAAUGCGGUAAAGUGGAUUAGUGUGGCUAAUGACAUAGAGAAGAGUGUGUGCGGAAAGUAAUCUAACCGGAGUGCUUAGUGAAGCUUAAACGGAUUAAAGUGUACCCUUCCUGGGAACGUGAGGUGCCCCAAAAAUUGGCCGGAAGGUGGUGAUUCACCUGACAGUUAAAAUUCGGAUGCAAUAGCAAGCAGUUGGUGCCAUCCCAGCAUGACAAUGUCGCAAAUCCUGAAGCAAACCAAGAAAUGUUGUGUAAAGAUUAUCCGGAAAUUCUCCUUCCAACCGGGCAGCAGCAGCGGCAGCGGUUCCACAUCCUCCCCGUCCUGUUCGACUGCGGUGACGGCAAAGUCGAGUAAGGGAAGCGGGCCGACGUCAGGUCGGUCGAUAUUGCUAAACAACCGAGCGACGAGCAAGUACCAGCUGCACCGGAACUGCACCCCGACCCGGUGCAAAGUGCAACCCAGUUCACCGGAACGGUUCGGAAGUGGUGUCGGAGAAAGUUGGACCAGUGGAGUUGAGGAGGAACCUUCGGUGCGGAGACGACUGGAACCGACGAGUGCGGUCAACGAGUCGACGAUACCGGCCACCCAGAACAACUACCGGGUGACCCGGGAUGGGAAGAAUUUGCCGAGGAAAAGGACAAACAUCAGCAGCAACAAGAAUGUGAAUCUGAAAAAGUGCUUCCGGUUGAGGGGUGGUCCCGGCGGAGGGUUUAAGGAUAUGGUGGCAGAUGGUGCCGGGAUGAAUAAUAGCAGCGUCGUGACGUCUAAAUUGGAUAAGAUCAGCAAGACGCUUUAUCACGUAGCCGGAGGAAGUGGGGUUGUAGAGACGAGUGAUGGUAAGCUAUGCGGAGGAAGUGUUGUUAAUACCAAUAAUCUGGCCUCGCAGACGUCGGAGAAGAGUAAAAUCUCGAAGCCGCUGUUUUUGAGUGGCAAGCAUAAAAAGUAUAAUCAAAUCGAGACGCAAUUUGGUCCUGGGGAGGAGGAGGACGACGAAGAUGACGAGUUUAUGGCAUGCGAAUUCGAUGGUUUCCGGUCGCAUUCUUCACACCAGGAAAGUGGUGGCCGGUUACAGUUCGAGUUGAGUCAACCGAUGCCAGAGGUUCAAACGACCCCUCGGAUGGAACGACGUUCGAUUAAUCUGGAAGAGAUUGUCUUCGAGAAGGUGAAAUUCGAUCGGAACAAGCGUUACCUAAGAAAUGAAACCAGUUCUCCGUCCACGGCUAGCAACCGAUCUCAGAACGGUUCCUACGUAGCGUCCCACUCCGCAGACAGUAUUCUAUCCUUCAGCUUCGAGUACAAUUCCGACCAUCCGCUGGCUCAGGUGGUGACGAGCAAAAGCGAAGAUUUUAUCGACCCUUGGCGAAAUUACAACCUCAACAACCGGCUGAACAAGGUCUCAAAGAACCCCUGGGACUCGUACCCGCAAAAGUGCGAAUCCCCAACCAACACACUUCCGUCCCCACUGCAGAGGCCUUCCUGGAACCCCUUCAUCGACGAGAUGGCCUCCAGUCCAACGUCCAGCCCUGUGAAUCAGCCGCAACAGCAAAACAAAACAUAUCCCCCGCCCUACCAGGUCCGGACCGACAUCUGGCAGAACCUGAACAACAAAAACUACGAAAUCGACUCGGACGUCAUCUGGCGGACGUCCAACUCGUCCCGGCGCACCUCGGCCAGCACCGUCGAGACGUGGAUCGAGGACGAGGUGUUCGACAACAGCUUCAACGAGGAGCUGGAACGGCGCUGUGCCACCCUCAAGAUCUAACACCCGGCGGAAGCGGAUGAUUAGAAUCAUCGGAAUCAGUAGUCAGAAACCUAGAGACAGAUGAGAGAGAGAGAGCAAUACCUUGUGUCUUUUCCGCCUUCGUCGCAGAAAAGAUCAGCAAUGUGAGCUUUAAGUGAAAAAAAAAUCAACCUUUAAAGUUUAGGAAGUACUUAACUUAUUUCUUCGCCACGACAAUGCUAGUUCUCAACUUCGCCUAAACGUUUACUGUAAAAGGAAAAGCAUGUGAUAUUAUUAAUUAUUUAUACUUAACGAUUAGCAAUAAUUCGAGAAAGAAAACACAAUCAAUCAUUCGAUAACUUUAAGUUAAGCGCGACAGCUUUAGGUAGCACUCCUGAUUUGUGUUUUGUGCUGUUUAGUUUUUUUUUCUUGUGAUUUUUUAUUUUCUGUUGAUUGAACUGAUGAUCUCAUUUUAGUUUUUUUUAAAUAAUAUUGUGACUACCCUUAAAAACGGAAAGUUUAGCCUUUAAGUACCUACCUACUUAAGUCUAUCGAGAAAGUACGUACAAUUUUGCUUUAAUAUAUGGUAACAAAAAACAAGACAAAAAAACUCCAACAGCGAGAGGAAUCCAAACACUUGCGGGACAGUUUCUUCUCUCUACCAUACAUUAGUACCUUGACAACAUUAUUAUAUACAUUCUUGAACUAACAAAAAAUUUAGCAAAAAAAAAGUAAUAUAAACAGCAGAGAAAGUAGAACAAAAUUUUUCGAAAUCAAAUCUUACAAAGCAGAAAAGCAAAAUUAUUGAAAAAGGUAGUGUUUUUGAGAGCGAACAUGUUAACAACAAACAAAAGAGAAUAAAAAAAAACGUCUUGAUUUUGAUAUUCCACCACUUUUCAACUCCUUUGAAAAUUAGAGAGAAAUAUAACAAAAAUCUGUAAAGAGCAAUGUAAGAUAAAAAAAAACAUAAAACAGCCCCAGUUAGAGAAAGAAAAACGUUUGAGAAAAAUAAGCUUUACGCAAGAAAGAAUAUAUAAAAAAUGCAAACAAUCAAGUCAAAGUUAGUUAAGAAGAUGUAUUCACACCAGUGUGACAAGAAUGAUGUUAAAAGGACAGGAGAAAACGUUCAACCGGCAAGAAGAAGGGAGAGAGAUAAACAAAAAAUCUAUAUAAUAAAACAAACACAAGAAUU
Messenger RNA from Uranotaenia lowii, 6585 nucleotides. RefSeq lists its product as uncharacterized. Bases 3882 to 5435 code for a protein of 517 amino acids. The transcript is spliced from 3 exons. Lineage: Eukaryota; Metazoa; Arthropoda; Insecta; Diptera; Culicidae. The record is from RefSeq and is a predicted model, not a curated record.